UGACUUGCUAAUCGGAUACUUGUCGGUAAACGAGAAACUGCGAGUGUAGAAAGUGCAUUAUAGUUACAGCAACGCGUCAGAUUUCUCGUGAACGCGAACGGAACGUUAAACAGAUAAAGUUGUCAGUGACAAUGUUAUCAAAUGCAACUGCAAAAAACGAGGAACAACACGAGUUAUGGUGGUCUAUAUACGCUUGGUGGUCAUGCGUGCUUGUGCUGAAGAUGAUGUACUUAACUUGGCGAACUGGAAAGAUUCGAGUAGAACACCAGGUGAUCCACAGUGAAGAAGAUAAAAUGUGGAUGACAAAAAAGCCUGAAAUAAUAUUAUGUCCAACCGGUAAUGGUCACCCGGAUGUGGAACGCAUUCGAUAUGCUCAUCAAAAGGAUCUUGAAACUAUCCUUCCAUUUCUAAUUAUUGUACCACUCUGGUUAAAUGUCGAAACGUGUAACUUUAUAGUAAGAGUUUUAAUACCGACGUUUGCACUAGCAAAUAUAUUGUAUACUUCGAUACAUAUGCAACUGCUGCAAAUGUCUUCUCGUUGGAAAUCUUACUCAUUUAUGACUAUGUAUAGCAGUUUGAGUUACAUAUGUAUUACUACUGCAGUAGAAUAUAGUGAACAUGCGAUUACUCUUCCAACACUGGCUUUUUCUUUUUCGAUAAGCUAGUCAUACUAGUUUAAAGUUUAUCUUUUUUCUUUUCUCUCUUUUAGAGUAAAAAAAAUGAACUCAAAACUAGUGCAGCUAGUUUAGUAAAAAAGAAACAAAAAUCUAUACUCUAAUCAAUAACGAAAACAUUUCUUUUAUAUAUAUGUAUAACAUUAAGUUUUUUAGAUUAUAACAUUAAUUUUUAUACCAAAUUCUAAACUGAGCCACACUGAACAAAUAAAUAUCCAAAACUGAACAAAUAAACAUCGG
Molecule: messenger RNA, 914 nt
Organism: Pseudomyrmex gracilis
Lineage: Eukaryota; Metazoa; Arthropoda; Insecta; Hymenoptera; Formicidae
Product: prostaglandin E synthase-like
Exons: 2
Coding region: 132-665 (177 amino acids)
Cellular component (GO): membrane
Source: RefSeq, a predicted model, not a curated record